Molecule: messenger RNA, 945 nt
Organism: Lotus japonicus
Lineage: Eukaryota; Viridiplantae; Streptophyta; Magnoliopsida; Fabales; Fabaceae
Exons: 2
Coding region: 1-945 (314 amino acids)
Source: RefSeq, a predicted model, not a curated record
AUGGAGCCCACUGCUUUGGCACCGGGUUUGGCUCCGGUGGCAGGAGCGGCACCACUAGAGUCGGGUGGAGGAACGUUUGGUAUCUCCUUUCGUGACAUCGUCGCCGGACAGCAAUCCCCAGUGAAGAUGAGGCCAAUAGUGGAUCUGAUUGCCAACAAGUUGGUACGCGUGGAGCUGGACAAUUGGGAUAGGCUUUGUUCUAGAGUCUAUGUUGCAGACUCCAUUGUGAAGAAGUUGAGCGGUCACCUCAAGGAAGCGCUUUUAGUCAGAAUUCUUGGCAAGAAUUUAGGCUAUAAUCUCAUCAAACAAAAACUACAGCCCCAGGGCAUUUUUGACCUCAUUGACUUGGACCAUGGGUUCUAUAUGGUCAAGUUUGACAGUUUUAGGGAAAGGGAGAAGAUCCUGCAAGGUGGGUCGUGGAUGAUCUUUGACCGGUACAUUGCUGUGAGUCAAUGGAACCCGGAUUUUGUCUCCUCCCUCGAUGCAGCCGGGACGACGCUUGUCUGGGUUAGGGUCCCGGGACUCAACCUUACUUUCUAUGACGAGAGUUUCUUACUGGCUCUAGCUACUGCAAUUGGCACACCGAUUAAGGUUGAUUCCAACACGAUCAAAGCAGUAUGGGGCAAGUACGCUCGAGUCUGCAUAGAGAUUGAGCUUAGCUUGCCGGUGGUGGGCAAGGUUCAGGCUAAUAAACGGAAUGGGGAGCAGGCGGCAGAGCCUCAGGCGACGACAGCUUGCCCCUCGACGGCUGCUGAAGCACACGUGAACCCUAAGAGCAAGGUGAUGGCUGAUGACGUCAGCCCUUCUGCACAAGUGGGACCCAACGACAAAGUUAAGCAUGGUGAUUGGCUGGUGGUUAAACGGAAGAAAUCCAAGGCCAUCAAUGUUAAACAUUCGGGAUCCGAUAAUAAGGGCAACAUUGGUGGAGGAAAUAACAACGGAUAA